This is a messenger RNA of Portunus trituberculatus (swimming crab), 1194 nucleotides long. RefSeq lists its product as uncharacterized. The transcript has a single exon. Bases 1 to 1194 code for a protein of 397 amino acids. Gene Ontology annotation, molecular function: nucleic acid binding. The record is from RefSeq and is a predicted model, not a curated record. Gene Ontology annotation, biological process: DNA integration. NCBI's taxonomy places the organism in Eukaryota, Metazoa, Arthropoda, Malacostraca, Decapoda, Portunidae.
AUGUUAGCUGUCAUGGACGGCCUCAUAGUCUAUGGACCACGAGUCCUUAUUCCAUGCUGUCUAAGAAGGAAAACCUUGGACCGCCUGCACGACAGCCACCAGGGUAUAGAGAGGACGAAACGACGCGCUCGGCAGUGUGUGUACUGGCCGAGAAUAGACACUGACAUUGAAAAUAUAGUUUCUUCCUGUACAGCGUUCCGCCAGUUGUUACCAAGCCUGCAGAGGGAGCCGAUGCUUCAGGACGACACACCUACCCGUGUCUUUGAGUAUGUCUCGGCCGACUUUUUCCACAUGGCUGGCCGCACGUUCCUGGUGUAUGUGGAUAGACUCUCAGGAUGGCCGUAUGUAUUUAGCUGCGCAAGGCCUGCUUCCUCGGCUCAGCUUGUCUCACUUUUACGCAAGCUCUUUGUGGACACUGGUGUACUUACCGUACUCAAGACUGAUGGAGGUCCUCAGUUUACGUCAUCGCAAGUGCGACGCUUCUUGACGCGAUGGGGGGUGAAACAUCGUAUUUCCUCUCCUCACUUCCCUCAGUCGAACGGUCAUGCAGAGGCGGCUGUGAAACUCGUCAAGAAGUUGCUAAUGACCACUACGCAGAACGGCAACCUGGACGAUGAUGCUUUCAAUCGAGGCCUGCUGGAACUAAGAAACACUCCUCAUGGUGACGGGAGGUUGCCAUCACAGGUAUUAUUUGAACAUCCUUUACGAUCCUCUGUCCCUACUCACUAUCGUUCCUUUGCAGAGGAGUGGCAGAAAGCAGCGGCAAAGUGUGACAGCAAAGCAGUAACUCUUCGUCAACAAGCCAAGGACAGAUACAACGCCAGGUCUUGCACACACUCCCAACUCAUUAUCGGAACACACGUGGACGUGUUCAACCACACAUCGAACCAUUGGAAUCGUCAUGGCGUGAUCGUGGCCAUAGGAUCCCGGUGUGACUACUUGGUAAAGCUGGGUAGUGGGAGGACUUGGUGGAGGAAUCGCAGGUUUUUAUGCCCACAUCACCCAUUCCUCACGAGCGCAACCACUGGUGAAAUGCGUUCGUCGGAAUCGUUGACUAUUCAACCUCCAGCCUUGCGUGUACCUCAGGAGGAGAAGUGCGAGGACAGUCAACCUGCCCCUCUACGCCACAGUGGACGCCAGCGACGGGAGCCAAGCAGACUCACUGUACGCUGGGAUAAGAAGUCUUACGACUAA